UCGGGCAUUUCGAACAGUUACUUCAAGAACUGCAAGUGGAGGACGCUAGCUCCUUCAAAAAUUUCAUACGCAUGGAACCCAACAUGUUCAAGGAGCUCUUGGAUAGGGUUGGGCCCCACAUUGAGAAGCAGGACACUUUUUGGAGAAAAUCCUUGUCCCCUGGAUUGAGGCUCGCAAUAACUUUACGGUACCUGGCCACUGGAGAAAGCUACAAGAGCCUUCAGUAUGGAUUCCGAGUCGCCCAUAAUACUAUCUCCCUCAUUAUCCCAGAGACCUGCGAAGCCAUCUUUCAAGAAUACAAACAUGAGGUUUUGUCAUGCCCCAAGACGCCAGAUGAGUGGAAGAAAGUUGCCUCAUUGUUUAGUAAAAGGUGGCAUUUCCAUCACACAGUGGGUGCUCUGGACGGAAAGCAUAUCGCUAUCAGAUGCCCCCCAAAUGGAGGAUCACGUUAUUACAAUUAUAAAGGCUUCCACUCUAUUGUGUUAAUGGCAGUUGCAGAUGCAGACUACAAGUUUUUAUUCUGCGAUGUUGGUGCCACUGGCUGCUCCUCUGAUGGGGGGAUAUUUUCUGCUACGACGCUCAGAGAGGCAUUGGAGAAGAACACCAUUGGACUGCCUGCUCCUGAACCUCUACCUGGCGACGACAAACCUAUCCCCUUUUUCCUGGUUGGUGAUGAUGCCUUUCCGCUGAGGGAAUGGAUGAUGAAACCCUUCCCCAGUCGCAACCUUGGAAGACCAGAGCGCAUCUUCAACUAUCGACUCUCCAGGGCACGGCGCAUUAUUGAAAACGCGUUCGGGAUCAUGGCCAGCAGAUUCAGAUGCCUGCUGACGACUAUUCCCCUCCAUCCCUGUCGAGUUGAGUCGGUUGUUCUGGCAUGCUGCACUCUGCACAACCUCAUGAGGGUCAGAUACCGUUCACAUCAUGACACACUCAUGGAUGAGGAGGACCCACAAUCUCACGCAGUAACUCCUGGAGCGUGGCGUGAUGGCGACGUCCUUACCAGCCUUGAACCACUCACAAGGAACACUGCAAACACACCUGGCAAGGCACUUCGCAGUUACCUGAGGGGUUAUGUUUGUUCACCUGCAGGAAGUGUCCCUUGGCAGGAGGAUAAGAUUUGAAUGAACAGCUCGUGUGUCUCCUCCCCCACAACCUUGCGCCUUUUUC
Molecule: messenger RNA, 1167 nt
Organism: Eriocheir sinensis (Chinese mitten crab)
Lineage: Eukaryota; Metazoa; Arthropoda; Malacostraca; Decapoda; Varunidae
Product: putative nuclease HARBI1
Exons: 3
Coding region: 72-1121 (349 amino acids)
Source: RefSeq, a predicted model, not a curated record